AUGGUCCAACCUCGAAUCAUCCACCCAAAUAUCCAAGUCAAUGAUAUAACAAGACAAUUUCGCACUGCUGCGUCGACGCUUCGACCCGGCAAAGUCGUCAAAGAUGAGCACUUUACCCUCUUUGAGGCCGUCAGCGCCUUGGAGAUUGGAGAUCCGAAAAUGGACAGUGGUUCAGUCGCGUUUGACCCAGACACCGAGGUUGAAUUCGACUUCACUGCCACGAUCUCUCCUGAAGAGAUUAUCUGGUUGAUGGAUGAGCUCCUAUGUAGAGAGGUCGCGUGGCAAAUGGGUUAUCCUCUAUCCCAGACUCUUUUCACAUCUGUCCAUCUUGAACGCCUGCUGUGGCCAGAGCCAAAGCGGCUUCCCAACACGAGAUUUGAUCGCAAUGCUUCCGCCAUCGUCCAUAAGCCAUCACUUCUUGAGGACGUUUUCCGGCCUUUCUGCUUGGGUCUGGUGAAGUGCUGUGAUCUCGUCCUUGCGAUGAUCACAAGUCAGCAUUAUUACGAGGAGGAAGACUUUGCAACUCAGAUAUUCAACAGACCACUCUUGCAUGUGUUCCCUGUUGACGACAUAUUGGCCGAGCUGCGAAGCGCUCAAGUCUGGUUAAAACAGAGCGAUCUUCCUACAAACCUGAAGGAGGCUCUGAUGAUCAGAGUAGAUGUCAGAUACGAUUCUUUAAAGCUGCUCCAGCGCUGUGCGAUCGGUGAAAGACCCAAGCCGAAGCAUUUGGACGAAUGUAUUGCACUGUUAGAGCGCAUUGAGGCUACGAGUAGCAUCGGUCGUCCGGUCACCUCUGAGGCUUUCACUUUGAAAAUCCAGCGCCGACUCGCAAGCAGCGUCCCCCCAAGACCCAUGGUUGUUAUUGAGCGGGACAAGGCUUUUCCUUUUUUCCGUCAGCUCUUCAUUGAUACCGUCACAGCCUUCCAAGUCGUGGAUGUUUCUUUCAGUGGAGACCUGUUAGUCGCAUAUCAGCACUUCAUGGCUCAGGCAACACAGCCGGCUGUCUAUGUUCGAGCCCUUUUACAAUCCUUCUUGUUUAUCAACAAUGGUGUGUUAGGGCAAUUCAGCAUUAAGGACUUCGUUUACCAGGACAUGCGCAUGGUUGUCCUUCCAACAGGACCUCUACCUCAUGACAACAAAACUGGCGAAAUAUUUACGGAUCAACAAUUCCAGGUCUCCUCGCAACUUGACAUGUUUGUGGACCGGUACGGCGAGUCAUUUAUAAACCUUUUUCGAACGUUUUGUCUCAAUCGAUGUCGAGUGCGACGUACGAUGUGCCACGCCGCGAUGGACUGGGACCAAAUCCAGGCCGAAGCCGAAGACUUGGAUGGUCUCAUACAGUCCGCUUUCAAUGAAAGGGCUAUCCCGUACCCAGAUGGAGAAGACGUAACAUUCUCCUACAGCGUCAGCAGUUGGGUAUACCACUACAAGCUGAUGCAGCUUCGGACCAUUGUGGAAAUGGGAUUUGAACUCUCCAUCUAUGCACCACACGAAUUCUGCGACAUGUAUUGGUACCUCACCUUUCUUUGCAGUACCCAUCUUUCGCAUCUGGAGAGGAUCAGCCAUUUUGUCUCGUCACGGCCCGCUUUGCCAGGCUCGCAGCAGGAGGCCGUGCAGAAGACUUUGCAUUGUCUAUAUCGGCAAUAUACAGGGCUGAAGGCUACCGAAGCAUUGGCCAAAGCAUUGCAUCGAGUCUUUGUCAUUCUUCAACGACACAAACUGUUAUCAAAAUCCAAACCAACAUACGCAUCGGACAAUCUGAGGUACGAGCUACGGAUGCGCCCGUUUCUGCACUUGUCACUUCCAGAGCCCAUCAGUCUCGAGGCUGCUCAACGUGUGUCCUCCUUAGAAGGUCUCUCCGAUCAGAUGGUACUCGAUCAAGCUUUGCAGCUUAAUCAGAUGGCACGGAAGGCAUGGGAAGAAGUCCUUCGCGAGCCAUGGAAUACUCAGCCUCUGUCACAGGACGUUCCGCAAGGUCGGGUUCGAAAAAUGGACCACCUUUCGUCCGAUUCUGUGGUCGCGCGGGAGCGGACCAAAGAUGUACGCAACAUGAUGAAGUCUUGCAUAGGCACGGGGAUAGCAAUUAGCACACUAAGCAAGGCUCUGGAGAAGAAAGAGAUAACGGGGAUAAAGGUUGAGAUACCACCCGUAGGGGACCGUGAUCGGUGGCACAUAUCGUGGCCGGUCCCGAAGAUCAGAAGUUGA
Molecule: messenger RNA, 2205 nt
Organism: Exophiala viscosa
Lineage: Eukaryota; Fungi; Ascomycota; Eurotiomycetes; Chaetothyriales; Herpotrichiellaceae
Product: Mak10 subunit, NatC N-terminal acetyltransferase-domain-containing protein
Exons: 5
Coding region: 1-2205 (734 amino acids)
Biological process (GO): N-terminal peptidyl-methionine acetylation
Cellular component (GO): NatC complex
Source: RefSeq, a predicted model, not a curated record